AUGUCUCACGUUCAGCAAUACUGGUUGCCAGGAUAUGGACUCUCCCGCCAGAUUGUAUUAGGCCACAUCCAAUACUUCCUGGGACCAUCUGCAACUGUCCGGCCAUACACUUACCAGGGGCGCGAAGGUUACUUGAUUGUUGGUGUGCCUCUAACAAGAGAACAAAUAAACGACCUCGCAGUUAUGUCCCGAGAAUAUGAACGACAGGAGACGCUCCGAAUGGCCGGCGAAUCCAAUCCGCAAUCAGAACCCUACAUCAACGAAAUCAUCCCUGUUCGGAUGCCAUCGGGCCCUCCACGAAGACAACCAGGGGAAUACGAAUCCAGACGAGGACGAUAA
Aspergillus puulaauensis is the source of this 339-nucleotide messenger RNA. RefSeq lists its product as uncharacterized. The record is from RefSeq and is a predicted model, not a curated record. Lineage: Eukaryota; Fungi; Ascomycota; Eurotiomycetes; Eurotiales; Aspergillaceae. Bases 1 to 339 code for a protein of 112 amino acids. The transcript has 3 exons.